CAACCAUAUUUUUAUUUGUUUUAUGUAUUAUAUUAACCACCACCGGUAGUCCCCUCAUUUGUCACUACCAUUUUUCAUUUCCGUUCGGUGCUCUUUCCUUUCCCGAUGGCUCUCCGAUCAGUAUUGAGUAGAAAAGGCCUGGGGCUAGGGUUCGCUCAGCUCCGCGGUCUGCAGACCUUCUCGCUGCCCGACCUUCCGUACGCCUACGGGGCGCUGGAGCCGGCUAUCAGCGGCGAGAUCAUGCAGCUCCAUCACCAGAAGCACCACCAGGCUUACAUUACCAACUACAACAAGGCUCUCGAGCAGCUACAAGACGCCGUGGCCAAGGGCGACUCCGCCGCCGUCGUCAAAUUGCAGAGCGCCAUUAAGUUUAAUGGCGGAGGUCAUAUCAACCACUCGAUUUUCUGGAAGAAUCUUACUCCUGUUCAUGAAGGAGGCGGUGAGCCCCCAAAGGGCUCCCUAGGUUGGGCUAUUGAUACUCAUUUUGGUUCACUGGAAACACUCGUGCAAAAGAUCAACUCAGAAGCUGCUGCGUUACAGGGCUCUGGAUGGGUGUGGCUUGGUCUGGACAAGGAGUUGAAGAAGCUUGUGGUUGAAACCACUGCAAAUCAGGACCCACUGGUAACUAAAGGACCAAAUUUAGUUCCAUUGCUUGGUAUUGAUGUUUGGGAGCACGCGUACUAUUUGCAGUACAAGAAUGUCAGACCAGAUUAUCUAAAGAACAUAUGGAAAGUUAUCAAUUGGCAUUAUGCCAAUGAAGUUUAUGAGAAAGAAUCCGAGUGAAGUAUAUGAGAAAGAUGGGUUUCGAGAGGAAGGCUUUGUGGUUUGUCUGGCUAGUGGAAUAAAAUGACAUGUCACAUCAGUGAGAAACCCUGUUUCUGUUGAGGUGUUUGAUUUCCGGUGUAUCUCAUGUAUGAGAAUCGAAUUAAAUUGAGCUAUAUACUCUUUGUAGCUUUAUGCAUAUUUGGGAAUGUGAAAAAAAUACUUUUUUACACAA
This is a messenger RNA of Alnus glutinosa, 997 nucleotides long. RefSeq names its product superoxide dismutase [Mn], mitochondrial. The record is from RefSeq and is a predicted model, not a curated record. The transcript is spliced from 6 exons. Gene Ontology annotation, molecular function: superoxide dismutase activity; metal ion binding. Lineage: Eukaryota; Viridiplantae; Streptophyta; Magnoliopsida; Fagales; Betulaceae. Gene Ontology annotation, biological process: superoxide metabolic process. Bases 106 to 783 code for a protein of 225 amino acids. Gene Ontology annotation, cellular component: mitochondrion.